Messenger RNA from Trichosporon asahii var. asahii CBS 2479, 477 nucleotides. RefSeq lists its product as uncharacterized. The record is from RefSeq and is a predicted model, not a curated record. The transcript has a single exon. Lineage: Eukaryota; Fungi; Basidiomycota; Tremellomycetes; Trichosporonales; Trichosporonaceae. Bases 1 to 477 code for a protein of 158 amino acids.
AUGGGUGCUGGCAGCCUCGAUUAUGUUCGAUUAGCGAAUGACCUUAAUCUCAUUAGGGGUCCAGGCAAGUCCGGCGAUCCAGCGGUCGCAGCAGCCGCCCAAAUUUUGCCUCCGCCGGUACGGUGGGCGCAGGACUUACCGAGCCCCUUGCCCUGGGAGAGGGCAGAGCCGCAUACGGGCGCCUCUGAUGCGGCUGGCGUUGCGGGCGAUACAGGCGAUACGGGCGAGCGGCUGUGGCCUGGGAGCUGGGAGGCCGCGCCCGCUUGCCGCUUUGGAGCACUCGUUCAGGUCGGCGGCAGGAAUGCAGCGUUGCAGCAGUGCUUUCCAGACCCCCCGCAGUCAGGCAGUCAUACCUGGGCCGGACCCAAUGAAGGGGAGCAAGAUUAUCAAUCAGUCCCGCCGGGUCGCGACUUGGCGAGCGCAGACUUCGCUAUCUUGCACCAUACCCAUCCCAUCCCCAUCAUACCUCCUCCAUAG